CCACCACAUUCUCAUCUACAAAUUUCCAGUGGGAGGUACCUGCUGAAAAAUGGACUCGCGACGCGUCUCAUUGCCGGCAUCACUCGUCGUCUCUCACCCAUACUUCACCACUUAUCAUCACCAUCAACCACGCACAUCGUCUGUCUCAUCGAGUAAUUCGAAUUCAGUAAACGCGAACAGCACAAUGCUUUUGUCUCCCAACUUCUCGCCGAGCCCAUGUCCAAGGAGAUCGCUUCCAUCGACACCUCUUCCAAAUGGACAUCGUCGUAGCCUUCCACCAACUCCCCCAACUCCAGCAUUCUCAUCAACUAGUGAGCAAGAGGAGCUUUUUGUGAACGAUGAGCAAAUAAACGACGAAGAGCCAGAGUUUCCAAUAAGAAGCACUCGUCUACGUAGUUUCGACCUACGCGACGGGCAUAUUUUUGAUAAAGGAUUUCAGAAGAAACCAAGUGAGAAAGACUUUUUGAGUGUCAACGGAACUGGUUUCAGAAGAGGAGAUAAUCGCCGUGCCACUUGCCCAGAUAUAUUCCUCUUUGAUUCACAAAAUUGUCUCAUGAAGCACGUUGUUCUACGGAUCUAUGGUGCAAGAAAUUGCGGAAAAAAGAGCUUGGCCAAUCGAAUCCAUCAUUUCGCAACUAGCAUGGCACCGGAAAGAGUUGAUCCCGACGAGAAUGGAAAUGAUUACACUAAAAUGACAACUUUCCUGCUGAAUGGAAGAGAAGUUACACUGGAGAUUUUGCUCGAAUCGACACUGGAAAAUUCACCGUUCAGGCAGUCAAAGACACUCUACAUUGUCAUGUACAAUAUGGACAAUCGACAAUCUUUCAUUUAUGCCACACAGAUUUUGGAGAGAAUCACUUUGGCAAAUUUGAAUAAUCCGGUCCCUCUUCAACUGUUUCUUAUUGGAAAUAAAUGUGAUUUGAAACGAAACCAAGUGAUUUCCACAAAUGAAGGAAAAUCUGUGGCGCGAACUUUCAAAUGUGACUUUCUGGAAGUAUCGGCUCUUCUUGGAAUGAAUACUGAAGAGACUUGGACUACAAUUUUGAAAGAAUUACAGGAACCAUCGGAAAGAAGACGUCCAUCUUGGGUGGAACGAAUGUUGAACCGGGGAAAAGGAAUGGCAAAAUCAGCGGAACAAGUUUUUCACCGAAUGCUUGCUUAAACAGCUUGUAAAUUUCUUUGAAUAUCUUCCAAGAGGCCAACAUAUUUUUCGAUCAUAAUGUUUCGAAACUGAAACAUGUGCUUUAUGUUAUUCGAUUUGCAAAAUUCUAAAUCUAACCUCCACUUUUUCCUUUCCCUCGUGUUUUCCCGAAAGUGUCACAAGAAACAGUCCGGGUGUCACAGUACACACGAUCGCUGCGUGUAGUUGAAAAAAUCUUGUAUAACUUUGUUUCAACUGGAAUUUUUUAAUUGUUUCAAUUUUCUCAUUGUAUAUUGAUCUACCUGUUCCCAUGUAAACGGUGCCACAUUUCCCUUUGAAACUUUGAUCAAUUCAUCGUAGUAAAUCUUUAACAAGCGAUCCUCAGAAUCUCGACGGUCCUGAAUUCAUAAUUUUUUGCCAAUUUCUCUUGUAAAAUUCUGCAAUUACUUUGCCGCUCAUUGCAGUGACAAACAAUCGUGACAAAUCCUGUGCUGCAUUUCCCCAAUUUACACUCUGUAACAUUUGUUUUAAUAAAGUGUUGAAAAUG
This is a messenger RNA of Caenorhabditis elegans, 1688 nucleotides long. It is a transcript of the gene F20D6.8, whose product is annotated as GTP-binding protein Rheb. Lineage: Eukaryota; Metazoa; Nematoda; Chromadorea; Rhabditida; Rhabditidae. The transcript has 7 exons. The record is from RefSeq and is marked reviewed. Bases 50 to 1162 code for a protein of 370 amino acids. Gene Ontology annotation, molecular function: GTPase activity; GTP binding.